Molecule: messenger RNA, 4299 nt
Organism: Closterium sp. NIES-67
Lineage: Eukaryota; Viridiplantae; Streptophyta; Zygnematophyceae; Desmidiales; Closteriaceae
Source: the annotation of a GenBank genome assembly
CGGAGCGCAUGGUGAUCGAUGACUCCGACGCGGCCCCCGACCACCCGCUCCCCUCCCCCCAGGAUGCAGGGGCCGCACCUAGGCCCUCGGGGCCCCCGCCGAUCCCUCCCCCUCUUUCGACAUCGCCGCCGCCGCUGACCCCCGUCCGACCCCAGGUGGCAGGUGAGCCUCCUUCCCCGAGGGCGGGCGACUAUCGACCGGACCCGGUCGUCGAGCCGGCCGCCUCCACCGCGAGCUCUGACGAUACCGCCCACACCGAUCACGCGGACGAGUCCACGCCAGCCCAUGAGGUGAGAUGUCCCACGUGUCUGAACCUCAUGGCGGACGAUAGAGCUCUCCGCCACCACACACCUCACUGCACCCCGAGCGAUGAGGCACGCCGUGUGCAGGCCCGCCAGGAGGCCGCCUCGGUCGGCGGGUCACUCUCACGCCCGGGUUCAUCUGUCCCGGUCUUUUCCGACGCGCAGUGGGCGCAGCUGGACUCUGUGGAUUGGAGGGAGUAUUUCUCUCCGUCCCGGACGCAUGCUCGCCCGCUCCGGCGCAUUCCGCCGAGGGUCCGCGGAGGCAUCUCUGAUGUCCUCCGCGCGAUCACCGCCCGUAUGGAGCAGUAUCCGGAUGCCGACGGGCCCCACUUCUUGUUCACGGCGGUGCCGACGCUGUUCUUAGCGCCAGCUACUCCACCAGAGCGGGGCCACACAGCUUCCAUCGCGGCUCGCGUCGCGCGCUUCUUCCGAGGUGAGUGGGACUCUCUCUUCUCCGACGCGCUGCGUCGUCGCACGCCCCUGCCCACCCGCACAUCACGUCGCACCCCCGUCACCACCACGUCGGGAGACGAGCGUCGGAUUGCGCGUUGCCUGCGCUUGGCAGCGUGCAACGAGACAUCUCGUGCGUGCGCGGCACUGGAGUCGGCCGAGGCGGCUCCAGACACGGAUCGCACGGUGCAUAGCCUACGGGCUAAGCACCCUAGCGCGGAGCGCCCUCUACCGGAGUGGCUCUCCACCUUCCACGAGGACGGCCUCGUGCUCUCUGCCACCCACUUGCGCCAGGCCAUUUUCACUGCACCGCGGGGCUCGUCGGGGGGACCGACCGGAUGGGUGGCAGAACACCUCCGUGACACCUACUUGGCAUUCCCACAGACCCUACCCUCCUUGCUGUCUGUGUACCAGCUCUGGCUCGGAGGACGCUGCCCCUCAGCUGCGCGUUCUCUUUUGGCCUCGUCCACCCUUGUGGCUCUCGCGAAGCCGAACGGGGACGUGCGGCCGAUCGCCAUUGGAGAGGUGCUCGUGCGCGUCCUCUCCCGCGCAGUCUGCCUCCAGCUCCGCGACCAGAUGGCGAGAGUGUUCCUCGCGUCACAGCAGUUCGGAGUCGGGGUCACGUGUGGCACAGAGGUCACCGUUAGAGGCGUUGUCCGCGCUCUAGCUGACCACCCAGGCUGGGUGGUUCUGCAGCUGGACGUGGCCAACGCCUUUAACUCUUUCUUUCGCGACGUCUUGUUCCAGGCACUGCAUGCCAGUCCUGAGUUCAGGUGCCUCAUUCCUUUCAUCCGUCUUUUCUACGGCACGCCGUCCGAUCUGCUCUAUCGGACCGGCAGGGGAGUCACCACGAUGCACUCGGAGCGCGGCACUCGGCAGGGAGACCCGCUGAGCCCGUUUCUCUACGCCCUCACGCAGCGCCUUGCCCUGGAGCCCGUCCUGGCAGGGGGUGACGUCCAGCUCUGGUCGUACGCCGACGACACCUACCUCGUGGGCCCUCCGGACAGGGUGCUGCACCACUUCACGGGGGUCGUGAGGCGCUUGGGCGGGUUGGGCCUUGCUGUCCAGCCGCACAAGUGCCUUGUCCAUCACACGUCGGUGAUCCUGCCUCGCGACGUGCAGGCUUUCACCGAUCUGGGCAUCGAGGUCGCACGCCGGGGGCUCACCGUGACGGGCGUCCCGGUUGGCACCGAGACCUUUGUGACGACCAGCCUGCGGGACCGACUGGAGAGGAUGGCCGGGGUGCUGCCGUGGCUCCCGAGGCUGCGGCAGCCACAGACAGCGGCGCGCCUGCUCUCCGCGUGUGUCAGCACACGUCCGCAGUACUUGGCGCGGACAGUCCCCCCAUCACCAGAGGUACGUGCCAUCUUUGCAGCGUGGGACGCGCGCUUGGGAGCGACCUUCCAGCAGCUCCUGGUGCGAGGUACGUGGAGGGAGGGGGACGCGAUCUGCGGGGCAGCCCUGGAGCAGGCUUUCCUCCCGAUUCGCAUCGGGGGCUUCGGCAUCCGACGCAUGGAGCGCAUCGCCCCGGUGAGUUAUCUCUGUUCGUGGGCGCAGUGCGCACCGAUUCUCUGCUCGUUGCCGUCGGUGGGGGAGGGCUUCCGUCAGAGCUUCGCAUCAGGUGAGCCCGCCCAGAUCGAUCCGCACAUCAUGAUGGCUCAGGAGGCCCUGCCGGCGGACGUCCUACGCCUCAUGCCGGCCUGGCCUUCUUGCGCGACAGGAGCACCGGACGGCCUUUUCAGAGAGGCCAGCAGACACAUCGAGGCGCACGCUUUGGAGUCGGUACGUGCCCGUCAUACUGAUCCCCUGCAUCUUGCCCGUUUGACAUCCCUUCAGGGUCCAGGUGCGGGAGCUUGGCUUACGGCGGUACCCUACGCGGACUCCCUGCGCAUUCCGGAGGCGCAGUGGCAGGUGGCUUCAUGCUUUCGUCUCGGUCUCCCCAUUCCCCAGUUAGUCCUGGCAGGUCAGUGCUCGUGCGGAGAGGAGAUCGCCGACAUGUCGGUGCCGCAUCACGCGGUGAGGUGCGCGCGCUUCGCGGUCGCCACGACCAUCCACGACACAGUGAAGUUCAUGCUUCGUGACUUCGCAGACGAGGCCGGCUUCGCUGUCCAGGUGGAGGACACGGCGCUCAUUCCGCACCUGGAGGCGGCGCGAGCUCGACUGCAGGUUUUGCACGCGGGGGAGGGGCAGGGGCAGGAGCGGGCACGACAGACAGGACGGCAGCAGCGGCGGGAUCAGGAGGGGGGGGAGAGGCAGGCGGGUGAGGAGGGAGAGAGGCAGGGGGCGGAGGAGGAGCAGGAGGGGCAGCAGCGGCGGUUCGGCAGGGAGGAUCAGCAGCAGCAGCAGCAGCAGCAGCAGCAGCAGCCGCAGCAGCAGCAGCAGCAACAGCAGCAGGGCACGGGGGAGAGCCGGCGGGAGGAGGAGCAGCAGCAGCAGCGGCAGGGUGGCGGAGAGGGGCAGCAGCGGCGCGCGGGGGGAGAGGGGCAGGUACAGCAGCCGCUGGGAGCUCAGGCAGGGCCGCAGCAGGGGGCCCAGGCAGGACAGCAGCAGGGGACAGGGGACGGGCUCUUGGGCAGGGCACCGCCGAGGCGUGUGCGUUUCGCGCGCGAGGCGGUAGGAGAGGCGCACGCGGAGGGGAGGACAGGCGAGGGGGACCAGACAGAGCAGCAGCCCGCGCAGCAGCAGCAGACGCCAGCCGCUCGCACAGGCCGCAUAGGGGCACCCGCCCGCAUUCCCGACCUCACCUGCAGGGCGCCGCGAGAUGCUUUGAUGGUGAUUGUAGACGUCUCGGUGGCAGACCCACAGCGGGAGGGGAAUGCGCAGUUCAGGCGGAUGGCACCCACUCAGAUUGGCGGCGCAGCAGCUAGGCGGGUGCAGGACAAGCUGCGACACUGGAGGCCGGUGUUACAGGGGUUGCAGCCGGAUCCAGAGUUUUACGCCUGCGUAGUGGAGACUUUUGGGUGCCUGAGUGAGCCACUGCGGCAGUUCCUAGGGCUGUGUGCAUCGCGGACAGCACGGCGGAGGAGAGAUUCAGGGGCAGGGGAUGACGGGUCGGCACGGAUAUUUGAGACGAGCCUCACUACGCGUCUCUCCGUGGCACUGCAGCGCGCGCAGGCAAAUGUGAUCAUGCAGCAUGCAGUGCGGCAGCUGGGCGGCUCCGACAAUGGAUGGAUGCCAGCGCCUGUACCUUUGGGCGCUGGGCAGGGGAGUUGGCACCACAUCACAGGGUGCUUCGAGAGUGCAGCAGAUAUGCAGUACAUGUAUGAUGCAUAUGUGUAGAAAAACAUAUAUAGGCCGUGCUUGAGACGCUGUGCCCGCGCUGUGCGCGUGGGCUGUUGUUUUGUUAGGUCCCAGGAUGUCCCUUUGAUAUAGUCACACCCCCCCUCCCCUCUUCCCCUCUUCUCUUUCUCUCCUCUUUCUCGCUCUCUUCUCCCCCACUCUUUCUGCUACCUUCUUCCUUCCACUAUCUUCUCUUUCUUUCCUUCUCUAUCUCUUCUCUCUCUCUUUUUUUCUUCUAUACCUCUAAACGCUACUAUGUCAUAAUAGC